Pimephales promelas (fathead minnow) is the source of this 1789-nucleotide messenger RNA. RefSeq names its product neuropeptides B/W receptor 2b (gene npbwr2b). Gene Ontology annotation, molecular function: neuropeptide receptor activity; neuropeptide binding. Gene Ontology annotation, biological process: neuropeptide signaling pathway. The record is from RefSeq and is a predicted model, not a curated record. NCBI's taxonomy places the organism in Eukaryota, Metazoa, Chordata, Actinopteri, Cypriniformes, Leuciscidae. Gene Ontology annotation, cellular component: neuron projection; plasma membrane.
GUUGGGGAAAGCGCGAGCUACGCUGCCUGGCGCAUACAGGGCACAGCGCGCGCACGGAGAAAGAAUAUCCAACACGUCUGUUUUCUGCAGGAUGCCAAUGUAUUGUAUCGCUCUCAGAUCUCGUGACGCGCAAAGAGACAGAUGAAAAACAUAGACCACCUUAGACUCGUGGAGAGAUCUGCGAAAGCGAGAGCGCAGCUUUAUAAAGUAAAGCACUUAUCCCCGGAGGCUCAGUUGUUACAGUAUGGAGAACAUCACGAGUCCCUUCAUCCCAAACCCGACAUGCAACCACAGCAUGGACUUGUACUAUCACAACCGGAGCGAUCUGAACUGCACGCCGCCGGCUGACUACUUCUUUUACGCAGAUCUGUACGUGGUUCUCCCGGUCAUUUACUCCGUGAUAUGUGCCGUAGGUCUCACGGGCAACACGGCGGUCAUAUAUGUGAUACUCAAAGCACCCAAAAUGAAGACGGUGACCAAUAUGUUCAUUCUGAACUUGGCGAUAGCCGACGACCUCUUCACUUUAGUGCUCCCCAUCAAUAUAGCGGAGCAUCUGUUACACUACUGGCCGUUCGGCGAGGUGCUUUGCAAAAUUAUUUUAAGCAUUGAUCACUAUAACAUCUUCUCCAGCAUAUACUUUCUGACUGUUAUGAGUGUGGACCGGUACCUGGUGGUGCUGUCGACCGUGCGCUCCAAGCGCAUGCCGUACCGCACAUACCGGGCAGCCAAGAUAGUGAGUCUGUGCGUGUGGAUGCUGGUGAUCCUCAUCGUCAUGCCCUUCACCGUUUUCGCAGGAGUCUACAUCAGUCCCGACGACUUCGACAGGAAAAGCUGCGUGCUGAGUUUCCCAAGUCCUGAAAGUUUAUGGUUCAAAGCGAGCCGGAUAUAUACCCUCAUACUGGGCUUCGCCAUUCCGGUGUCUACAAUUUGCAUUCUUUACAUCAUGAUGCUGUACAAACUAAGAAACAUGCGUCUGAACACCAACGCCAAAGCGCUGGACAAAGCCAAGAAGAAGGUGACUAUCAUGGUGUUUAUUGUACUGGCCGUGUGCCUGUUCUGCUGGACGCCCUUUCACCUCAGCACCAUCGUAGCGCUGACCACAGACCUUCGGACCACACCGCUUCUCAUCGGCAUCUCGUACUUUAUUACCAGCCUGAGCUACGCCAACUCCUGUCUGAACCCGUUCCUCUACGCCUUCCUGGACGACAGCUUCAGAAAAGCAUUCAAGAAGAUGUUGGAAUGCAGACCAGCCUGAAUUUAACACACAUUGAAGGGGCGAAUGACGGGGGUGUGCACCAUUCGGAACUGAAUUCCAGUUCGAUUCCUGUAUUUGAAUUAAGGUAGCAAACAGGAUGCGGGUUUUGGCAAUUGGAAUAUAUAUAAAUAAAUAAUAACAAAUAUAUUUUGAACAAAUAUUAUAUGUUAAACAAAUUUCUAAUAUUUUAUAUUGUAAUGAUUCUGUAGUUUGUGGCUGAAUCAAAACUGAACUGAAUCAAAACUGAACUCAACACAAAACUGUUCAGCCCGUGUAGGCAAUUUAAUUUUGAAAUCAUUGUCGUUCCACUUCAGUAAUUGUAGUUUCUGCCCAAUUAGAUUCACGCUCGUAAACACUGAUUAAAAUACAGCAAAUCACUGUGUCCACUUCAGAUGUUCCUGUGCCUGUUUGGCUCCCCAAUAAUAAAAGAAAGUAUUUUCCUGACACUAAAUUCUAAAGUGAGAGUUUGUCUCCCUCUUGUGCUCUCUCUGUGAUAUUUGGAAAUGUGCUUCAGUGCCCUGAACACUUGACCUA